AACCACAAUGGUCUCACACACUGCAGAUAGUCAAUAAAAGGACCACCUCCUAUCCUCUCAAUUAUCUAGUUUUCCAUCCAUCUAUCAUCUUCUGUAGCUCGUUAAUACGCCGCGCACAGCAGUCCUCAGCACUGCCUAGCAUCGCUAGUGCCACAGUGCGACAGUUAUGAGCCCGGGCAGCGUCGAAAUUACGAGCUACAAGCAGAUUCCUGAUCCAUAUGGCUGAAUGAUCAGACAUGCACAGAGAGCAAGUUAAGACUCCAUUCAUCUGAGGCGACAGUGCUGCGAGAGACGUCUCGCGGUUCCGCAACACCUACCUAUAGACCAUGAUUCAUAGGAGGUCGUUGACGAUGCUCAGCAUCAGAAGGGCUAGGAAGACUAGUAAGCUGCCAAUGACCCUGAUGAAGUGUAAACCGGCAUCUCGAAGCCUAUAUCUCCUCAGCAUAUAUAACAGAAGACCAAGCCAGCAGCGAGCAACUUGACUACGCACAGAAGCGAGGCACCAUGGCUGAUCACCUGGAUAAGGCCUUCAGCGAGCAAGUCAGCAACUGCAUGCGCUAUUUUUCAACCAUUCAGCUGUUGCCAACAAGGCACUGCUAAAGGUUAAACAAAGCAAGGAGAUACCUUGUAAAGCUCCAGCGAUAUCGCUCAGAGAGAAGCGAGCAAGAUAAGUCGCUAGGAAUGCUUUACAUAGCAAGGAUACUCAGCUAAGUUCUCUAAAAAGACUGCUUAUCAGUACACUUGAAGCAAUUGUACAAGCAAUCGCUAACUGUUUAAGCAAGAAAUCAAGCAAAUAAUCAAGCCAAAACAAUGGCGAUUACAGCAUCUAAGGUUCCGCAGCUCAGUACACCACAGGACUGGAUACAAUGGUUCAGCAUGGUGAAAACAACUGCAAUGGAUCAAGAUGUGUGGUCCUACUGCGACCCUGAUAAAAGCAAUGAGCUAGUUCAGCCAGGCGAUCCAAGUCAGCUAACAGCUACCCAAGAGCGGCUGUAUACGCUUAAGAUCAACGAUUACGAGCGGAAGCGGAAAGGACUAGCCAAAGUCAAUGCGACCAUCCAAGGCACAGUUUGCGAGGACUACCAAACCUACCUUGAAGAUGCCCACACACCUAGGCAGCGGCUUGCUAGACUUCGUACAGCAAUCAAGCCAUCAACUAGGCAAAUAGAAGACUCCGUGCGAGAGGAGUAUGACAGCUUGAUCAAAGGCCCCAAGCGCAAUAUAAUUGAUAAGUGGCUUAAUCGAUGGAUCGCUCUCGCACCCCGCCUAAGGGCAUUGAAAAUCCUGAACCUAGGCGAGGCACAAGCAUGCAGAGGCUUUAUCUAA
Verruconis gallopava is the source of this 1326-nucleotide messenger RNA. RefSeq lists its product as uncharacterized. Bases 811 to 1326 code for a protein of 171 amino acids. The transcript has a single exon. Lineage: Eukaryota; Fungi; Ascomycota; Dothideomycetes; Venturiales; Sympoventuriaceae. The record is from RefSeq and is a predicted model, not a curated record.